Molecule: messenger RNA, 2023 nt
Organism: Vespula pensylvanica (western yellowjacket)
Lineage: Eukaryota; Metazoa; Arthropoda; Insecta; Hymenoptera; Vespidae
Product: G-protein coupled receptor dmsr-1-like
Exons: 2
Coding region: 628-1896 (422 amino acids)
Biological process (GO): G protein-coupled receptor signaling pathway
Cellular component (GO): membrane
Molecular function (GO): G protein-coupled peptide receptor activity
Source: RefSeq, a predicted model, not a curated record
UAAAAGUGAACAUAAAAGAGAAAGAGAGAGAGAAGAAAGACAUCAUGAAGAAUAUAAAAUCAAGGAGAGAGAAAGAGAGAGACGAAUUCUCUUUGUUUCUAAUCACUAGGUAAACCGUGAACUAACGUGUCUAAAAAACGUGUUAAGAGUAACCAAAACGGUAUAAGAAGAAGAAGAAGAAAAAGGAAGAAAAGGAAGAAAAAAAGAAAAGAAGAAGAAGAAAAAAAAAAGAAGCAAAAACUACGACGGUAAUGAUCGAGCCCGUAAAACUUUUCGUUAAAUUCCCUUUGAAUAACAAAAACAGAAACGCGAUCGAGAAAGCCUUAGUCGAGGUUUCACGGUAUCUUAGGAUCAUUCGUCAAAGGUUGCUUGAGUCGUACCGAUUGAAAGAAAUUACGAAAGAAUUAAAGAGUAAAGCGAUCUCGCGGGGUUUCGAACUAUACGACGAGGAAAAGUACAAAAGGAGGAAGAAAAGGAAAACGACGGAUCGUAGACGACGGUCGUAGAAAAUAAAAAACGAAAAUAGAAAAAGAAAGAAAGAUAAUAGAUCGAUCUAUAAUCCUGGAGAAAUUCGAAAUUCGUUUUUUCGUAGAAAAAAUUUUGAUAUUGAAAAUCUAAUUUUAAAAAAUGAAUUCCAACGUUUCGAACGUAUCGUCGUUGUUGGAUUAUGAGACAGGUUACGAGUGUGGUAAAAAAUGGGAUUCGUUUCGUUCGAAUUAUGCACAGAUACAUGGUUGGGCAAGCCUAUUCGUUUGCAUAUUUGGUUGCAUAGCGAACAGUUUGAACAUAGCGGUACUGACAAGACGUGAUAUGAGAUCACCGACCAACAUGAUAUUGACUGGUUUAGCCGUAGCUGAUUUAUUGGUGAUGAUAGAAUACGUGCCCUACGCUAUACACCUUUAUCUUUAUCGUCGUCCAAGAAGAGACACCUUUACAUACGGCUGGGCCGUAUUCGUUUUAUUCCAUUCGAAUUUCGGUCAGGUUUGUCAUACAAUUUCGAUAUGUUUAACCGUGACACUUGCUAUUUGGCGAUACAUAGCCGUGGCACAUCCACAAAAGAAUCACGAAUGGUGUAGCCACAGGAGAACUAUAAUAGCGAUUGUCGGUGCUUAUCUCUUCUGUCCGAUACUCUGUAUACCUUUGUACAUAACAACCGAGGUAAGGUCGUACGUUGAAAUAUUGGACAAAAAUGGAAUGAACGUUAACCUGACUAACAUUCAAGAUACUAAUUAUUGGAACUAUACGUUUAAUAAUACGACCAAUACGACUCUAUAUUUCGUCAAGUUGAAGGAAACUCCUAUGGUUAAUGGUAUGCUCAAUGAAAUGAACUUUUGGAUCUACAGCGUCGUUAUCAAAUUGAUACCGUGCAUGGCACUUACCAUAUUGAGUAUCAAAUUGGUCAUUGUAUUGCUCGAGGCCAAGGAACGUAGAAAGAAAUUAACUACGACCGCUUUAAAGACGAACGACGAGAGAUUAGCAGAAAGCUCCAACGAUCAAGCGAAAAUAAAAAAGAAAAAGGCCAAUAGAAACAUGGACAAGGAAAGGCAAACGGACAGAACUACGAUGAUGUUAUUAGCAGUUUUACUAUUGUUCUUGCUCACAGAAUUGCCCCAAGGUGUACUCGGUUUGCUCAGUGUCAUAUUGGGCUCGAGCUUCUUUCAUACGUGUUACGUUAUGUUAGGUGACGUAAUAGAUAUCCUAACACUGAUAAAUUCGGCGAUAAAUUUCAUCCUUUAUUGUACGAUGAGCCGUCAAUUUCGGACAACGUUCAAACAACUUUUCUGUAGCAAGUGGAGAAAUCUUGGUAGAUGGAUGCCUAUACCACAACAUCCAAUGGAUAAUAAUGGUAACACCGGUGUUACAAAUCAUACUGUGACACAAGUCACGCAGGUCUAGCAACGAAGAAGAAACCGUCAAACAUAUUGCUAUCCGUUCUGAUAUAAUCUAAUCAACGAUUUUCUUUGAGAAUUAAAUUCACGAAAAUUAACAGGUAAAAAAUAUAAUAUAUAUAUAUAUAUAUAUA